AUGGCUAGCCUCGCAUCCUCGCUCCCACGCGCUCUUCUUACUCCGUCUCUGUACGCCAACGUACACAAUAUCUGGUUCCAAGGCGUAGCACCAAACUCCAAAAUUGCCUCACGAGAGGUAAUGACGCGUUGGUUCGGCCAAGGAUCGCCAGAGGACCGUCGAGCCUUUGACGAAACAUGCUCGAAAGAAUUUGCGGCCGCUCUGGAGUCUAUUGGACCGGACAAUUUCCCUCUUCCACCUGCACUAAACUUCCAUGAAGAGUCUGCCGCCGCCGCGAGCAUCGCAGCUCCACUGAUGAAAAACAUCAACAACACUACGGACGACGAAACAAAAAGUUCACAAGCCCUCGCUCUCGUUUUGCUGCUCGAUCAGAUCCCAAGAAAUAUAUUCCGCACGCGCCAGGCCGUUAUCUACACACACUACGAUCGGCUGGCGCGGGCAGUGCUCCGCAACAUUAUGAGCUCCGACCCGCGACUCGAUAUGCACUCUUCACUCCGGCUGGCACCGGCUCGACGCAUGUGGUUUUAUAUGCCGUUGAUGCACUCAGAGUACAUUGAGGAUCAUGAGACGUACAUCAAGGUCGUGAGCGAGAUGCAGGCAGAGUUUCGACAGCACGGAGACAAACAGAGCGAGGAUUACGUUGGAUGGAGCUUGGAUUCUGAAAAGAAACACAAGCAUCUGAUCGAGCGGUUCGGGAGGUAUCCGUACCGAAAUGCGCAGCUAGGGAGGACACUGACGAAAGAAGAGGAGGAGUAUCUUCAAAGUGGAGGAGAGGACUUUGGAACUGCAGCAUAG
Colletotrichum orchidophilum is the source of this 795-nucleotide messenger RNA. RefSeq lists its product as uncharacterized. Gene Ontology annotation, molecular function: protein binding. Lineage: Eukaryota; Fungi; Ascomycota; Sordariomycetes; Glomerellales; Glomerellaceae. The record is from RefSeq and is a predicted model, not a curated record. The coding region runs from base 1 to 795 and encodes 264 amino acids. The transcript has a single exon.